AUUCAACAUCAGAGAAUUCAUGCUGGUGAGAAACCUUUUAAAUGUGAUGAAUGUGGGAAGGCCUUUGCUCAAAAUCAAAAUCUCAAAAAACAUAGAAUUCAUACUGGAGAGAAGGCUUAUGACUGUAAUGAAUGUGGGAAGGCUUUCAGGUGGAAAACAGGGCUUACUAAACAUCAGACAGUUCAUACUGGUGAGAAACCUUAUAAAUGUAAUGAAUGUGGAAAGGCCUUCUGUCAAAGGGUAGGACUUAUUCAGCAUCAGAGGAUUCAUACUGGUGAGAAACCUUAUGGAUGUAAUGAAUGUGGCAAAGCUUUCAGCCAGUGGAUAGGACUUACUCGACAUCGGAGAAUCCAUACUGAAGAGAAACCUUAUGAAUGUAAUGAAUGUGGAAAGACCUUCAGUCAUAGGCCACUACUUAAACAGCAUAGUAGAAUUCAUGUUGGAGAGAAACUGUAUAAAUGUGGUGAAUGUGGGAAGGCCUUUAGCCAGAAGAUAGGACUUACUCACCAUCAGACAAUUCAUACUGGUGAGAAACCUCAUGAAUGUAACGAAUGUGGUAAGGCCUUCUGCCUUAGAGCACAGCUUAUGCAACAUCAGAGAAUUCAUACUGGUGAAAAACCUUAUGAAUGUAAUGAAAGUGGGAAGGCUUUCAGUCAGUGGAUAGAUCUUACUCGACAUCAGAGAACUGACACUGGUAAGAAACCUUAUGAAUGUAAUGAAUGUGAUACAGCCUUUCAGUGGAAGGUAGCACUCAUUCAACAUCAGACAAUUCAUACUGGAGAGAAAUCAUGAACAUAAUUAAUGAAUGUGGAAAGCCUUUGGCUAGAAGGCAGUUCUCAUUCAACAUCAAAGAUUCAAAAUCUCAUCCUGGAGAGAAACCUUUUAAACAUUAUAAAUAUGAGAAGGCAUGUUA
Molecule: messenger RNA, 913 nt
Organism: Phascolarctos cinereus (koala)
Lineage: Eukaryota; Metazoa; Chordata; Mammalia; Diprotodontia; Phascolarctidae
Source: RefSeq, a predicted model, not a curated record